AUACAGGACGUAGACAGACGACGGUGAAGACUGCAAGCAUAAGGAUGACCGUCCACAUGAAGAAGAACAUCUAUCACCCAGACCUGCAUGGAGAGACGAGACCGAGUGUGUGAGACAUCGAAUCAAGGAACACAGUGUGUACUUUCAACCACUAUUAGAAGGUUACCGAAGCAGCGAUGGAUGACGACACCGCAACGCAGGAAACGUCACUGGCUGAUCCAGCUCUGACAUUACCGGCCGACGCCAGAGUCAUCGUAGACCGAAAGGCGCUCACAACCGACGCUAUUGCUGUGUCGGAAUCAGAGCCACAGAACGCUACUUCGUUCGGUGACAGAGUCGCAAAAGCGUGCCAGUCUGCGUUCCUCGGCGUCCCGUCGUUCCUGCUGGGACUCUUUCCGUGCAUAGCAUGGAUCAGAAGCUACAACCUCCGUAUGUUCCUUCUGCCCGACGUCCUCGCCGGGCUUUCAGUCGCUGUUCUUCACGUACCACAAGGUCUAGUGUCCGCCAUUAUAGCCGGAGUAGAUCCAGUUUUGGGCCUGUACAGUUCACUCUAUCCCGCAAUUAUCUACGUUAUUAUGGGCAGUUCACCUUAUGUAUCGAUGGGCAUGUUUCCUGUAACAGCACUCAUGACAGGAGUGGUGGUCCAAAAAUACGGCAUUGUCUCGGAGAACGCGACGGCCUCAGACGGUGCUGAAGCCCAGCUAUACACUGAACAAUCGGGGACUGAAGUGGCCAUUACACUUACAUUAAUGAGUGGCAUCAUUCAGGUAGCCUUGUGGCUGUUUCGGUUGGACCGGUUGGCAGCCAUCAUAUCUCCCGUAAUGGCCGAGGGAUUUCUGACAGGCUGUGCAAUCAUGGUCAUUGUCAGUCAGCUACCGUCCGUUUUCGGAAGCGGCGUCCAAUCGAGCAAAGGCCUUUUUGAUACUCCACUGACUGUCUACUACGUGGCGAAGAGUAUUCCACACAGCAACUUCGCCACGGCACUACUCUCUCUGGCCGCAUUUCUUGUACUCGUCGUCUCCAAGGGAAUCAUCGCUCGCCAGAUGAGACGCUUCACAGCGGUCCCCUUGCCAUCGGACCUAAUUUUGGUCGCUGUUGCAACAGCGACUUCUCAUUUCCUCGAGCUGGACACCAAACACGACGUGAAAGUGGUUGGACAUAUUGCCUCAGGUUUUCCUAAGCCAACAGCGCCAACCUUCGACCGCUGGGCAUCGCUGUUACCCGACGCUGCGGCAAUCGCCAUCGUACAGUUUGUGUCCGCAUUCUCGAUAGCCGAAAUGUUCGGCCGAAAGCAACGCCUGAAGACUGACGCAAGUCAGGAGAUGCUAGCUUACGGCAUGAGCAGCGUCGUUGGUUCCUUCUUCAUGUGCUUACCCACAGGCUCGGCCCUCGCCAGAUCUGUAGUUCUCAAGGACGUCGGUGCCAAGACUCAGGUGUCUGGCAUCGUCUCAUGCGCGUUCGUGGCUGUGACGCUCUAUGCAUUUGCACCAAUUUUUCGGCCCCUGCCAGAGUGUGUCCUUGGUGUGGUAAUUAUAGUAGUCCUUCUUCCAAUGUUGACCAAGCUGGGACAUUUACCAAAGCUUUGGGUCAUCAGCCGGUGUGAUUUUGCCCUGUGGUCGCUGAGCUUCCUGAGUGUGGUUUUACUGAACGCCACUUACGGACUCUUGGCCGGAAUCCUCCUUGGUCUCCUGGUAAUCUUCCUGGAGUUAAACGGGCACAUGGGGUCUCAUCUUCAGCCUUACAAGCCUGACGUCUUCGUGCCUUCGAAAUUGAUCUCACGGGGAGACACUUUGAAAAUCUAUCGUUUUGGUGGUGCUCUCUGCUUCGCAACACAUCAUAACAUCAUCGCUGAUUUCGAGGAACUCUUCAAGGACAUGAAGCCUGCUCAAAGCAAGGUGACAAAGAGGCUCCACGACAUUGAAGCCGACAGCGAAGCGGUGACCACAAGGACGGUAGUGAUGGAUUGUUCCGCCAUAAGUUUCAUUGACUCUGCUGGUGUUGAGGCACUCAAUCACGUUUUGGACAUCUGUCAACAAAAGAAGUGCAUCCUGUAUUUCGCUUCCCUACAAGAUUCAACGCAGCGCACCAUCAAGACACAAAAAGCCCUGCUGGAGAAAAUUGGAGUCGACCACAUCACGCCUACGAUUCAAGAUGCUGUAGCGUUGGCUAAUUACGAGCUACCUCCAAGACUACUUGGUAGUCAGUUGCGAACGUAUCUUUGACCGUAGGCCAACCUUGUGUCGAUUGUUUGAGCACCAGAACAAGUUCAAAUGAAUAAAUGUUGCCACAA
Dermacentor silvarum is the source of this 2290-nucleotide messenger RNA. RefSeq names its product sulfate transporter-like. NCBI's taxonomy places the organism in Eukaryota, Metazoa, Arthropoda, Arachnida, Ixodida, Ixodidae. Gene Ontology annotation, biological process: transmembrane transport. Gene Ontology annotation, cellular component: membrane. Gene Ontology annotation, molecular function: oxalate transmembrane transporter activity; bicarbonate transmembrane transporter activity; secondary active sulfate transmembrane transporter activity. The record is from RefSeq and is a predicted model, not a curated record. The transcript is spliced from 18 exons. The coding region runs from base 177 to 2222 and encodes 681 amino acids.